Molecule: messenger RNA, 3998 nt
Organism: Phragmites australis (common reed)
Lineage: Eukaryota; Viridiplantae; Streptophyta; Magnoliopsida; Poales; Poaceae
Product: protein STICHEL-like 4
Exons: 6
Coding region: 400-3633 (1077 amino acids)
Biological process (GO): DNA-templated DNA replication; DNA repair
Cellular component (GO): DNA replication factor C complex; DNA polymerase III complex; nucleus
Molecular function (GO): DNA binding; ATP binding; DNA-directed DNA polymerase activity
Source: RefSeq, a predicted model, not a curated record
ACCGACAGGGACGAGACCCGGUGGGUGCCCAUAGCGUCGUGCCACCACGCCCGCCGCAGACGCGCAGACCCCAACGCCUUCCCACUCCUCUGAAGUCUGAACUGAUCCUCUCCCACCCCGACGCCGCGGGCGUGAGCCCCGAAAGCACCGCUCGCUCCCACACCCGGCACGAGGACGAGGCCACCCGCCACCCAUCCAGCUCAACUCGCCCUCUCCGUCCCUCGCUACCCCCGUGAGACCCUCCAGGAUCCAACGAAAAAGGCGAAAUCUCCGAACCACACCGCCAUAAUCACGCGGCGCCCCGGGGCAGGGCUCCUUACCUCAAAUGGCCUGGCGGAAGCCAGCGUCUUUUCCCUCGCAUCUCAGUGGGUUCUAGGAUACGCGCCGUGCCGCCCCGCAAUGGCGGCGCCCGACCGUGCCGCGGUGGGGGGCGGGGCUGGGGGCCACCUCCGCGGCCACGCGCACCUCACUAACUGCAUCCACCUGCGUCACCACCACGCGCACGGGGGAGGCGGAGGCGGAGUCGGAGGCGCGUCGUCGUUGGGGCGGAGGCGGAGCCCCACUUCCGUGGCGUCCGCGGCGCUGAUGCGCGACCUCCUCGCGCUGCAGCGCUCGCGAUCGCUCCGCGACCCGUCCACGCGCCGCUCCGUCGAGUCAUCCAGGUCCAGGGUGGCGGCCGACCCCGACGCUGACACAAACGACGACGGAGGCGGCGGCGUCGAUAUCCCCGCCAAGUCCCGGCGCAGCGCCGGCGCCAGCACGACCGGGGCGUUAAAGACGCUCCUCGAUCAGCUCGCCGAGAGCCCCCACCCCCAUCCGAAACCCGGUCGACGCCCGCCCCGCCGCUUCAAACGCCGGGCCGGCCGCCGCGCCGCCACCGCCAGUAAGCCUCCAGAUCGCGCCGACGCGCUCUCCGUUAACUCCAGCUCCCAGGAGGCCGUCUGCGGCAACAAGUACCUGUUCCACGAAGGCGAGGACGAUGGCGACGAGCUGCAGCAGCAGUUGUUGCAGGACUCGCGCAACGUGUGCGGCAUUCCUUGGAACUGGUCGCGCCUGCACCACCGCGGCAAGUCUAUCCUUGACAUGGCAGGCUGCAGCUUCUCGUGCGGUCUCUCUGACUCUAGGUCCACGGCGGGGCGAAAAUCCGAAGCCGCCGCCGCCACCACCACCUCAGGCGGCCGCGUCAAUGCCUCGCGUUCCCUUUUCCCAGUUAAGUCCGAGAGGCUGGCCUCCUCGACCAGCUCGGACUCCGACGCGUUGCCUCUGCUCGUCGACGGGGCCGCCUCUGGUGCGUGCAACCGCAUCGGUGGCACUUCCGGGAGCUACUCCGGAGAGCUCGGGAUUUUCUCAAACCAGACCAGUGAGAUGGACUCCGACUUGUUGUCGGAGGCUCAGUCGGGGCAGAAGCCGCGGGCCUCGCAGCGUGACCAUGGGCGGCACAGAAGCCUGACGCAGAAAUUCGCGCCGAAGACGUUCAAGGAUGUUGUCGGGCAGAGCUUGGUGGUGCAGGCGCUGUCCAACGCCAUCCUGAGGAGGAAGAUUGGCUUGGUGCACGUGUUCUAUGGGCCGCACGGUACAGGCAAGACUUCAUGCGCACGCGUCUUCGCCAAGGCGCUCAACUGCCACUCCCCCGAGCACCCCAGGCCCUGUGACUCGUGCACUUCGUGCAUUGCCCACAAUCUUGGCAAGAGCAGGAGCCUGAUGGAGAUUGGGCCUAUUGGCAACAUCGACAUGGAUGGCAUUGUUGAUGUCCUUGACAAUGUGAUGCUUUCACUGGCACCAUCACACUACAGGGUGUUUAUAUUCGAUGACUGCGAUACAUUGCCAGCCGACACUUGGAGUGUCAUCUCAAAAGUCGUGGAUCGGGCGCCCCGUCGUGUUGUGUUCAUCCUCGUCAGUCCUAACCUCGAACUUCCUCACAUCAUCCUGUCGAGAUGCCAGAAGUUCUAUUUUCCUAAGUUGAGAGAGUGCGACAUUGUUAACAAGUUGCAGUGGAUUUGCACGAGUGAAAGUCUAGACGUUGAUAAGGAUGUGCUGAAGCUAAUUGCAUCCCGUUCCGAUGGAUCUUUGAGGGAUGCUGAGAUGACUCUUGAUCAGCUGAGUUUACUGGGGCAGAGGAUUUCCUUGUCUCUUGUCCAAGAACUGGUUGGUCUGGUGUCUGAUGAUAAACUUGUUGAUUUGCUUGAUUUGGCACUAUCUGCCGACACUGUAAACACAGUUAAGACACUACGAGAUGUUACAGAAACUGGAGUCGAUCCUUUAGCACUGAUGUCUCAACUUGCAACGAUAAUUACUGACAUUCUUGCCGGUUCCUAUACAUUUACGCGAGAAAGACUACGAAGGAAGUUCUUCAAACGUCCUACAUUGUCAAAAGAUGACAUGGAAAAACUACGCCAGGCUUUGAAAACACUAACUGAAGCUGAAAAGCAAUUGAGGGUCUCUAACGACAAGACAACCUGGCUAACUGCUGCUCUGCUUCAGCUUGCUCCUGAUAAACAGUAUCUGUUGCCAAGUUCAUCAACAAGUACGAGUUUCAACCAUGGUGUGUUGGUUGGUUCCUUUCCUGAUAGGGAUAUAGCAAGGAACUUAGCAAUUGAGCAUAAUGGUAACGUGGCAGGCACUUCUUAUGGGGAAAGGAGACCUGUUGAACACACAGAAAAUAGCCAUGUGUUGUCAACCAGUGCUUUCAGAGCAAAUGAUGUAUCUAAACAUAGGAAAACCAAAAAUGAAAUUAUUUGGCAAACUGUGCUUGAGAGUAUUCAGCCAGACACAUUGAGAAGAAUGAUGGCUAAAGAGGGAAGGCUAAGCUCUGUCAGCCUAGGCACAGCACCAACAGUGCAACUAAUAUUCAGCUCACGUGUCAAUAAGUCCAAAGCUGAAAACUACAGAGGACAGAUUCUGCAGGCAUUUGAGUCUGUUCUUCGUUCUGCUAUAAUACUUGAAAUCCGAUAUGAAUCAAAGAAUGAUGCGAGAUCAGGUCAUGCUCCAUCGAUGUUUCCUUACCCUGAGAAUGACUGUUCCAACAUGACAUUAAGGAGGUCCUUCAGUAAACAUAGUCCGCUCUCAUCUGGAGGUGAGAAUCUAAUUAGGAGGCUUAAAAAGGACAGUGUUGUGAAGAGAGCUAGCUCUAGUAAGACUAGAUGGAUGCAAUCUGAUCCCCACAUAUUAACGGAAGGUGAAAUCAUUGAAGUUGGGCCUUCUCACAUGCAUGGGCAUGCUCAAACAAAGAAUGGUGCUCUUGACAUAAAUGAAAGAAGAACGGAGAAUGUAUGGGAAGAAGCUUUGUCAUCACCAAACCAAGGGAGCACGGUUAAUCUAAGAGGAAGAAAUGGGAAUAGACAGCGCCGACAGAACAGCUUAGUAAAAGGGAAGGUAUCUCUUGCUCAUGUUAUUGGGAGGGCAGAAGCUUGUUCUCAACGAGGAGGCUGGUCUAAACGAAAAGCUAUCUCAAUUGCUGAAAAGCUAGAGCAAGAGAAUUUGAGAUUGGAGCCUAGAUCAAGUAGUCUACUUUGUUGGAGAACUUCAAGAACUCGACGGAAGCUCUCUUCAAUUAAGGUCAAGAAUCGAAGGUCGCGAGCUGUAUCAAGGCUUAUCUUGUGUGGAAGAUGCAUUUCCACAAAGUCUCCGAGAUAGAAGACAUUAUUCAACCGUAGGUUUUACAAGCUGUUAACUAAGCGUUCAUAAUUUAUUCAGUCUGUACCUUGCUGUAGCCGUGUCAGUUUGUAGGUCCCCCCCCCCCCCUCUAUUCUGUAUAUUGCUUGACAUGUAAAAGAGCCAUGAUAGAAAUGUAGCAAAUUCUUUUGCCAAAAUGCUUUGUAAUUUUUUUGAAGGCCAACCAAAAUAAAACCUGCAUUUGGAAGCUUCUCUAAUAAAGGUCUUGGUCUCCAUGCUCCAUAGUCCAUACUGCUUAGUCGCACGGUUGGGCUGCAUUCGCCGUUCAAUUACAGCGCAGUUAUAUGCUGUGCCAUUUACCUCUUCAUCUUUAUCUUUAUAAGUUG